AUGGUGACUGGCGACGAGCUGGUGACACAGGGACAGCACGCUUCUGCACGUUACUCGCGCGACAGGCGUGUGUGCGUGAUGUACUGCCGAACUGGAGGGAAUGAUGGUCCACUAACCGCUCUACACGCUGGCUCCGAGCGGCGUCGCAUUGACGGCGCCGGUGCCAUGGAAUAUCUUUCAAUUCCUGAAAGCCCAUCAGUCGUACAUAGAAGACGUGAUUUCGACGGUCAGCGUAUGUGGAACGACCUGCGCAAUAAGAGCGUCUCUGAGCUCAGCCUAGUGUUCGACAUGUUUUGCGGCUCGAGUCCUUCUUCCAGCCAGAACAUACACCCCGAUCGAGCUUGUCUUUCUACAGGCAAUUUGCAAGCGUCGUCGAAGAAAAAUCGGCGCCGAAUAAGAGUCCAACACACUUGGAAAACACUCUCUGCUUCAAACCUUGCCAAGCAGUAUGUCUUAGUUCAAGAGGAGAAGGCGAUGCAGGCGGUGCCGACGGCGCCUAUCGACGCCUCCAAAUUUGUCGCCUAUGUGACAGAACGGCGGAAAAAACGAAUACUCUUUAAGGGAGAAUACUUGAUGAUUAACCGCUCGAUAGACACGAAUAAAUGUCGAUGUGAAGUCGGCAGUACGAUGAGGGAACGGAACCCCUACCCGGACACGCUACCGUACGAUUACAAUCGUGUGACUCUUCCUCGUUUGACGUGCGAUGAGAACUCGCAUUACAUCAAUGCCAGUUAUGUGAACAGUUGGCUGAGGGAAAAAGCAUACGUUGUGACGCAAGCGGUCCGUACGAAACCGAUGAACGUAGAAUUCUGGCGUAUGGUGUGGGAACUCGGUUCGAACUGUAUCGUUAUGCUCACUAAAGUCUUUGACUUUAUGAAGGUGAUGUGUCUACAGUACUGGCCGUUGACACGAUUCACAUUUGGCGACAUCGACGUGGAGACGAUCGACACUCACACCUACGCACACUUUGUGUUUCGUACCUUUCGACUCACACGGCAAACCACUGACGGCACCGAAACUCGAACCGUUAAACAUUUUCACUUCACCGAAUGGGAGUUGGACUCUUUUCCUUACGUUUCUGCCUUCAUCGAAUUACGCCGAAGGGUGAGACAGUACGUCGAAAAAAAUCCCGUCGACGCUCCGAUUAUCGUUCAUUGCAGGUACAUGGCUUAUUCCAUCAUUCUUCGGAUUCUUUUUCAUUUUCUAGAGGCGCUUCUGUCCUUCCAUUCUUUCCUUAGUCCUUGA
Angiostrongylus costaricensis is the source of this 1245-nucleotide messenger RNA. NCBI's taxonomy places the organism in Eukaryota, Metazoa, Nematoda, Chromadorea, Rhabditida, Metastrongylidae. The record is from the annotation of a GenBank genome assembly.